AUGUCGACCCUGGGUAUACCGUACAUUCUGAAUUGGUCGUUCGAGCUCUUUCAAGCCAGCCACCUGUUGAUGUUCUCGAUGAUAGCCUUGGGGCUUGUGUUGGCUGUGCCUACUCUUUUCGUCAUGAUGGAAAGAGGACACCGAGUUCUGGGCAUGUUCAACUCCAAAGGCUACGCCGAGAUAACGCCUCUGGGUGACGAAGUUGUCAAAGUAUCUCUACCACAUCUGGCCCAAUCUCGGCUGUUCAAGUAUCAAGGCGGCCAAUACAUUCUGUUGUUGCUGCCCUCGAUUUCAGAUUUUCAGUGGCACCCGUUAACAGUGUCUGGAUUUGACGGCGGCAGGCCUUACAUAUACAUGAAAGCGGGUGGGAAUUGGUCCGCUCGAGUUCGUCGAUCGGGGCGAUUUGCACCAGCCCGUUUGGACGGACCUUUUGGCGCCCCAAGCCAGAGAUUUUUUGACUAUAAAUACAACAUAUUGAUUGGGACGGGCAUUGGGAUUACGCCUUCUCUCUCGACUUUGGAUCGUCUGAAAGAGCGCGAUCAUCCUUGGGCGAUGCAAGAUACUGCAUCCCCCCCGUCAAUAUCCCAUAUACCGGAUGAUGACACACUGAAUGUCGACGAGACGUCUCAUUCGGUGGAUAUAUACUGGACAUCACGUCGAGCUGACUCGAUCCUCUGGCUCGUCCCUGUCCUCGCCGAGGCGUCAUCGGCCUCGCAAAACCGCAGGAUUCAGUUCGCAUUGACCGCGUUCAUUACCCAAUCGAAUGCAUCAGACAGUCUCAAAGCAUCCGUCGAGCAGGAAAAAUCGGAGCUGCUCAAUUACAGAGGACACGUGCAGUAUCAGCGACCAGACUUCACAAAACUGCUCACUGAACAUUAUGGGAAGAUGUGCCAUUCUCUUUUUCGGCCCCAGAAGGGAAGGGUGAGGGUCGGCGUGUUUUUCUGUGGCCAGCGUGCGGUGCGCAAGCAGCUCCAGAUGUUGUGUUAUGAGAAUACUCUGGGAGGAUGUAGGGAUAGCAGCGGUAUCGAGUGUCAUUUUCAUCCAGAGGUAUUCUAA
Messenger RNA from Cladophialophora psammophila CBS 110553, 1056 nucleotides. RefSeq lists its product as uncharacterized. The transcript has 2 exons. The coding region runs from base 1 to 1056 and encodes 351 amino acids. Gene Ontology annotation, molecular function: oxidoreductase activity. The record is from RefSeq and is a predicted model, not a curated record. Lineage: Eukaryota; Fungi; Ascomycota; Eurotiomycetes; Chaetothyriales; Herpotrichiellaceae. Gene Ontology annotation, cellular component: plasma membrane.